AUGGCACACAGCAAACGAAACACAUCUCGAGCCGUCUUCACAUCCCACGAGCGGGCGCUGGCCAAGUCCGACUGGGCCACCAGCUCCGCGCGCCUGAACCGCGACUCCUUUCUGCCUUUUGGCUCUUGCGGCCUAUGUCUCGGUAUCGCGAGAGAGCCCGUUGCCUGCUUGCGCGGCGACGUCUUCUGUCGCGAAUGUGCGCUCGCCAACAUUCUGGCCCAGAAGAAGGAGAUGAAACGAGCGGACAAGGCACGUCGCGGUGCGAAGCAGGAAGCCGAACAAGCUCGGGCCAUGGAGGACGAGGAGGACCGAGACCGGGCUAUUCGCGACUUCGAGCUGACGCAGGCCGGCCUGUCCUCUGCUAAGAAACGAAGCAAAUCAACACCAAAACCAACACCAACACCAAUUACGCGAGACAAGCCGUCUAAUGCUCUUGUCCUUGCGGGGUCGAAGCGAAAGUUUGCCCUGGACGAGGACGAGGUGAGCCGCAUUGCACAGGAGGACAAGACUAGGGCGAGAAAAGCCAUCGAGGAAGAAAAGGCUGCAAAACCGACGCUGCCUUCUUUCUGGACACCAUCCCUCACCCCCGAUGUCCAGGACAGUAAGCUGCCACCCGCAUCCAGGAAAGACAAAAGUAUACCCAUUUGUCCCUCCUCGCCCGCCGACGACCUGCACCCGAUUUCGAUGCAAAGCCUGGUGACCGUCCACUUCAACGAAGACGUUGGACAAUCCAGCGAGACAAAGCUGCGCACCUGCCCCUCGUGUUUGAAGGCACUAUCCAAUUCUUCGAAGCCGGUCAUGGCAGAGCAGUGCGGCCAUGUUCUAUGCAUGUCUUGCGUCAAGCUCCUCAUGCAGCCGGCCGAGAAGUCGACGCCACAAUCCGAGGCGCCCAUAACGUGCUAUGUAUGUGAUGCACCUGUGGUCUCCAAGAAGUCGAGCAAGAGAGCAGGGCCCAAGGGCUCAUUGCCUUUCGGCCUUGUUGCCUUGAGAUCGGAAGGCACGGGAUUCUCGGCGCGAGGGUCGAACACGGUAGAGAAGUCUAGCAUCGCAUUCCAAUGUUGA
Messenger RNA from Hirsutella rhossiliensis, 1062 nucleotides. RefSeq names its product zinc-finger of nitric oxide synthase-interacting protein. The record is from RefSeq and is a predicted model, not a curated record. Gene Ontology annotation, molecular function: ubiquitin protein ligase activity. Gene Ontology annotation, cellular component: nucleus. The coding region runs from base 1 to 1062 and encodes 353 amino acids. The transcript has 3 exons. NCBI's taxonomy places the organism in Eukaryota, Fungi, Ascomycota, Sordariomycetes, Hypocreales, Ophiocordycipitaceae.